Messenger RNA from Lindgomyces ingoldianus, 633 nucleotides. RefSeq lists its product as uncharacterized. NCBI's taxonomy places the organism in Eukaryota, Fungi, Ascomycota, Dothideomycetes, Pleosporales, Lindgomycetaceae. The coding region runs from base 1 to 633 and encodes 210 amino acids. The transcript is spliced from 4 exons. The record is from RefSeq and is a predicted model, not a curated record.
AUGUCGGAGAGCUCCUCUCAAUCGUCUUUUGAGUCUCCAUCGGAGGGCGAGCAUCAAGAACCCGAUCUAGCGAACACGGGGUAUUCUUCUAGCGAAUCCGCUCCAGAGAUUGGGCCAGCGCCCGGCUUGUACGCCCCAUCUCUUGUGCAGCAGAUCAUCUCCCAGGAUGAUAGUUUGCAGAAUAUCGUUCAUCGUUUGAUGAACCCCCCUCAGUGGCUGUACAGUCCAGACGGUGCGACGGUGACACUUCGGAUCAACUGGGCAGUGGGUGUAGUAGGAGUGGAGCAUUUUGAUUAUGUCGAAGAUCCGGACACGGACCGCCACUCUCUGUGCCUCGACAGCGAGUUGGCCACCAACGGCCUGGAGCUGGGAUUAUCAGAAGUGGUUCUCGCGUGGUUGAAAGAUGGAGAAGACAACCUAGUUCUACCAGCAACCCACUUCCGAUCAGCAACUAGUAAGCAAGCAAUUCCUCGUUCCGGUCUCCACCACCCACUUCCAACCAGCUUUUGUAGCGUAAUCGGGCUUUUCAUACCUAAUUUGGCGUUCAGGGAGAUAACCAAGUUAGACAAAACCAAGGCUUCCGGUGGUCGCAAGAUCAGCCUGUACUCAACGCCACUCUUGAACGAACAAUAA